CAUUUUUGUUUUCUGACACGGCCUUUCUGUCGGACGUAAAACGUCAUUUUUGUUAUCAUUUUAAAUAAAAAUAAUUCGUAAUCAACCCAUUGAUGGUAGUAAAUCACCUCCAUUGUGACAAAUGAAUAAUAUAAUCUAUCUCGUUUCUUGAAGUGCAAGUAGAAGCUGUGGGUCAAAGUGCAAAUUGGUUUUGUUUAGUUGAAAAUAUCACUGUAACCUAACUUUAGUGGAAAAUAGUAUACUGAAAUAAAUUUAUAUUAAAUCAUGGCUUUAACAAACAUCUUGUUGAUUAGUCAAAUAGCUGGUUAUGUAGUGGCUCUUAUUUUGUCGUUAUGUAUCAUUGUUCCUAUGAGCUUACAUCAAGAUGAAUUCAGGGGUCAUUGCCUUCUAUUCUCAACAGGAGUCUGGCAAGAAACUGAUGGACAAUUAGUGGUCCAAUGGGCCUCCCAAAUUUACUGCAAUUAUACCAUAUUUGUUGGGCUAGUUCUCUUCCUGACUUCCAUAUACCAAAUCUACAGGCUUUCAAUGUUUAUGUAUCGUGGAGAAGAUAGUUCGUUCCUAUCAGCAUUCCUUGAUGUCGUGAGCUCCGUUUUUCUGACACUAAUAACUUUAAUCGCCGCUGUUUUUAUCACACUGGGUUUCAUGAACUGGUGCCAAUGUAUGAUCAAAAGAUUUCCAUCUUGUGAUUUGGCCGCUGGCAAUGAUAUUGACAAAGUAGACCACAUUGACACAUCAGGAUUCUACAUAGAACUUGGUGUUGCUCAGUUUGGAGCUUGGAGCAGUCUCUCUAUCUGGGUGGGAUUGUCCGUUUUUGCUGUGUUAAAAUUACUCAAAUACCAUCAGCUUGAAAAUAUGAAGGUGUCGAUGUAUAGAGAGAGACAAAGGUUGAUGGAGGCUGCUAGUAAUAGCCAACCUCAUGAAAUAAGUUAACUUUCUAAUAUUAUUUCGCUUCCCACAAAAUUCAAACUAUUAGGAGACUUUUUUUUAUGCAGCUAAGUGCUUUCAUUAUUUUAUCUUUAUGAUUGAUCUGAAUGUUUAUUUAGAUUACGUUAUUGUAUUGUAAUCUUGUUUGAUAAAAAAUAAUUUCCACAAGGCUUAUUUAAUCAAAAAUGCAAAAGACAUUAUUAAAUAUUAAGAAAAUACAAGAAUAUUUUAAUGGCUCGAAAUAUAAUAACUUUCUGAUUAAUUAUUUUAAAAAAAUGUUAUUUAGAAAUAAUUUUAAGUCAUUUUUUAAAAUUAAUAUUAAUUAAAGAUUGCUUUAAAAGUUUACAUAUUUAUAUAUCACUCAUUAACUAGGUAAUUAUUUUACUUUACAUAUACAGUUUAUAUUUAGAAAGAAAUACUCUUAUAAUAAGUGAAUAAUUAUUUUUUAUAUUUGAUUUUCUCAAAAAAAAAAAGAAACAAAAAAAUUAAAAAAGUGUUUUAUAUUUUUAAAAAAUCGAUUUAUUGGAUUAGAUUGUGUAUUAUGAAUAAUUUAUUAUUUGAUGAAUAAUUAUGAUAGUGCCGACAGAAGCAUAAAUUUUAGUCAGUAUUAAAGAAAAACGAAUAACAUUAAGCGAGUAUGUUAUAUUUUUAACAAAAAAAAUCAAUUUUCGUCGUUACAGAGUGUAUGUACAUAUCAUGAACAAAAAAAAGUCAUCAUUCAUAAUUAUAUGAAUAUUUUGCUAGAGUUCAUAGAAUCUCUAGCUAGUUUUAUAUAAAAAAUAAUUAUUUUAACGUAUACGAUAAUUA
This is a messenger RNA of Chelonus insularis, 1731 nucleotides long. RefSeq names its product transmembrane protein 179. The transcript is spliced from 2 exons. NCBI's taxonomy places the organism in Eukaryota, Metazoa, Arthropoda, Insecta, Hymenoptera, Braconidae. Bases 265 to 930 code for a protein of 221 amino acids. The record is from RefSeq and is a predicted model, not a curated record.